Molecule: messenger RNA, 274 nt
Organism: Linum tenue
Lineage: Eukaryota; Viridiplantae; Streptophyta; Magnoliopsida; Malpighiales; Linaceae
Source: the annotation of a GenBank genome assembly
CGGUUCUAAAAUGAGAAAUUUGUUCGUUACCAUUCUUAUACAUAAUCAGGUACCGGAUGUAAAGACACUAUGGGAGGAGAACUGGGAACUGUUGAGUGAGGAUCUUAUCAUUCGUCAGCAUAGAGCAUUGAAUUUACCGAACUUGCAAUUAUGUCCAGAUCAACUCAAGGAAUUGUGUCUUAUUGAGAUAGAGAAAUUAUUUCAGAAGCAUUAUAAAUCUCUAUCUGAUUUUCCAGGGUUACCAGUUCCAAUUUCAGUUUCAGGCCACAGUUAC